UCUCGAGUUGAGUUUUCGAGUUUGUCUCGAUCUGACAGUUGCGUUUAUUGUUGGGCUGUUAUCGCUUGAUUUUUAGCGCAUUUUAUUUUGAUAAAUAAUCCAUUGCCAAUUUUUACGUACUCUGUACUCAUCACUCGUAUCGACUCCUCGUGUUUAUUCCGCUUAUAAACUUUUAUUGCUUACUAACUUGAUAAAGAUGAUUUUUCUUGUGAGAUUCCAAUCGUUUUCUGUAAACUGCAUCUUUGUAUAGGAACGCUCUCGCGGGCACGUACUUACCGCCUGGCCAUCAGCACUUUCUCUUGCUGAUGCUUUGCCAGUUUUGAGUAAUUAGUACUGUAGUUUGUUGUGUGCAGAGAGUCCGGCGGAAACCGACAUUGAAGUAACCGUAUUGUAGUGUUUGAAUAAAUAGUUUUAAGAAGUACCGUGUAGUGUGAUGUGCUAGUGAUGGUUGAGCGGGACGGGAUGCGGCGCGGCGGUAGCAGCAGCGGAGGUGGCGGCGGGUGCAGCUGGGGCGGCGGUAUGCUUGGCCGCUGGUCCCUCAGGCGCUUGCUGCUUGAUAGCCCACUAGUGGGCAGAAGGCUUGCACACUCAGUGUUGGACCAAGGUGAUGCGCGGCAGACGAAGCAGACCGCCCCAGAACCCCCAACGCAGAUCAGACAGUUUAUAGUACGAGUGGUCACCGAAGAUGAACUGCGUGCUGAAGCGGUGGAGUGCCCUCUCUGCCUUUCAAUGUUCAACCGCGGUUUGAUGGUGCGGCUGGCGUGGUGCUCUCACCGCUGCUGCGAGUCGUGUCUUCGACAAUACCUCGCUAUUGAGAUCUCAGAGGCCCGAAUGCCGGUCAACUGUCCCGUCUGCCAUGAGAACAUGCAUCCACAAGAUGUGCGUCGCAUCGUUGAUAAUCAAACUUUGUACGACAAGUACGAGGAGUUUUCAGUGCGGCGCGCGCUCGCUGCAGAUCCUGACACCAGGUGGUGUCCAGCGCCCGACUGCAGUUUCGCUGUGGUGGCGAGCGGGUGCGCGUCAUGUCCGAAGCUGACGUGCCUAGCACCGGGGUGCGGUGCAUCCUUCUGCUACCACUGCAAGGCGGCGUGGCAUCCCACGCAGACGUGCGACGCCGCGCGCCGCAGCCGACACCCGCCACCGCGACAGCCGCCCCCGCAGCAGUCCGACAUGGAGCAUGGCGAGGUGAAACCUUGUCCGCGGUGCUCGGUGCUGAUAGUGAAGGUGGAGGACGGCUCCUGCAACCACAUGGUGUGCUGCGUCUGCGGAGCAGAGUUCUGUUGGCUCUGCAUGAAGGAGGUCUCGGAUCUGCACUAUCUUAGUCCGAGCGGGUGCACUUUCUGGGGCAAGAAGCCGUGGUCGCGGAAGAAGAAGCUGCUGUGGCAGCUGGGCACGCUGGCGGGCGCGCCGCUCGGCAUCGCCGUGGUGGCCGGCGUCGCUCUGCCCGCGCUGCUGGUCGGCCUGCCGCUGUGGGCGGGACGCCGCGCGCACCGCCGCCUGCGCCGCGCCUCGCCCGCCCGACGCCGCGCCGCUGUCGCUGCAGCCGUCGCCGCCGCGUUGCUCGUAUCGCCGGUGGUGGCGGGCCUUGCGGUGGGCAUCGGCGUGCCCAUCCUGCUGUUCUACGUGUACGGCGUGGUGCCGGUGUCACUGUGUCGCGCAGGGGGCUGCGCCGCCGCCCCGCCGCCGCAGCCCUACGAGGAGGAGCGCGACGCCGCACACGACGCGGACGCAGCCUCCAGGAGACUCGAGCCCAGCAUCGGCGACGCGUCGCUGUCUGCGGGCUCGCAGCAGGCGGAGGCGCGCGCGCCCUCGCUGGCGGCGCUGGCGGGCUCGCUGGGCGGGCACGAAGCGCACUCGCCCUCGCCCGCCGCGCACCUUGACUUACAUUCGGCUCUUAAGGAGAACUAA
Papilio xuthus (Asian swallowtail) is the source of this 1908-nucleotide messenger RNA. Its product is annotated as E3 ubiquitin-protein ligase RNF19A. Bases 445 to 1908 code for a protein of 487 amino acids. The transcript is spliced from 10 exons. The record is from RefSeq and is a predicted model, not a curated record. Lineage: Eukaryota; Metazoa; Arthropoda; Insecta; Lepidoptera; Papilionidae. Gene Ontology annotation, biological process: protein ubiquitination. Gene Ontology annotation, molecular function: zinc ion binding; ubiquitin-protein transferase activity.